Messenger RNA from Asterias rubens (European starfish), 857 nucleotides. Its product is annotated as trypsin-like. The coding region runs from base 40 to 720 and encodes 226 amino acids. NCBI's taxonomy places the organism in Eukaryota, Metazoa, Echinodermata, Asteroidea, Forcipulatida, Asteriidae. Gene Ontology annotation, biological process: proteolysis. Gene Ontology annotation, molecular function: serine-type endopeptidase activity. The transcript has 4 exons. The record is from RefSeq and is a predicted model, not a curated record.
GAGUCUACCCCACACAGCCGACCCUACCAGGCCGCGACCAUGACCAAGAAAAUCAAAAUACGCUGCGGGGCCUCGUUAAUUCACAACAACUGGGUUGUCACUGCCGCACACUGCGCCCCUGAUGACACCAGUGUUGUCGCACGCGUUGGUCUCGGGUAUCACGAGAGAGAUCAACACGAUGGACCAAACCAGCAGGUUAUUACAGGCAAAUGGAUCCUUCAUCCUGAUUUCGGUACUGGCGGGCAUAAUUUGAAUAACGACAUAGCCCUAAUCCAGCUAGACACUCCCGCCGUCUACAACUCCGAUGUUCAACCCAUCAGCAUUAGCUUUAGCCCCCCUAAGGAAGGUCUUGAGAUGCUCGUUAGCGGUUGGGGAAGACUAGAAAAAGCAAGCGUAAUGGAAUCUCCUAUUGCAUUGAAUGAGGUUAUCGUGUACGCAAAUAGUCUUCAAGAGUGUACAAACGCCUUCAAACAACUAACACCUAACAUGUUCUGUGCUGGUGUUAGCAGUGGAGGGAAAGGUUCCUGUCAAGGUGACAGCGGUGGUCCAAUUGUCAGUAACUUCGCCAAGUCCUCUCAUGUGUCUGAAGUACGCCUUAGAGGUAUCGUCAGCUGGGGUAUCGGUUGCGCCUUGGCAAAGUAUCCCGGCGUAUACACAAAGAUAUCCAACUACUGUACCUGGAUAAAUGAAAAGACCAACGGAGACGUUACAUGUGUUUAAAUAAAGCCAUUCUGGGUGUUAGAUUUGAUUAUUGUCUAGUACAAUCACGUGCUUGAUCACAAGUUACCACUUAAAUUUGUAUUCCUCAGACUCAAGAUAGUUUCUACGACACGUGAAUUCGGGCAAACUUUUCCGUA